AUGCUGGAGCUGUGGCUAAGUGGGAAACAGUGGCCCCUGGGGUUGCCAAGGCUGAGAGAGCCCGCUGCCCGGCUGCGCCGCGCCCUCGCUGAUCGGGGAGUCCAAUUUAAGCCGGCGGAGUUGGCGGAGCGGAGGCGCUGCGGCGGCGCGGACUCGGCGCGGCUCGGGCACCUCUCUUCCUUAUCUCUUACUCAAACUUCUCUGCUCCAACUCAGCUCCAUCGCCAUUGGUCUGACGCAGCGCGCGGGGACGUCAGGCGAGCGCCGCGCCCAUUGGCUGCGGGGCGCGCGGCGCAGCUGUUCUGAUUAUCAUAUUUCAGCCUCGCAGCCGCGGUGCGCCACUGACCGUUCGGCAAGCCCGCGGGAGAGGCCGGCCGCGCCGCCAGCGCCCUCGCCUCCUGUCGCGCUGCUCCUCCGCCCUGCGCUCCUGGGGUCCCCGCAGUCCGGCUGGCCGCGUUGCGCGCGGGGCUCGCUUUUCCGCCUCCGGUGGCGAGUGGCUGGUGGGUCCUGGGCGGUUCAGCUGAAAGCUACCACAAAUGCACGGAAUCCAGCAAAGCACCCACGGACCCACCCAAGCUCUCGGGAAACCCGGAGUGAAUUAAGUGUAGCUGAUCAAAUGACAUUCUUUCUGAAAGAAGUGACACCAUUUUCCCCACUGCAAUCCUGUCGAACCGGCAGCUCUGAAUUUAGCGCCAAAGGAUUGAUUUCCAAAUCAGUACUGGAGGUUUACUGGGAAGGAGAGGAGGAGGGGAGGCGAAGGUACCUUGUUGGAGGUCAAGAGGAGGAGGAGGAGCAGCAGAAAAUUACCCGCUCAGCGCGGGAGGGAGUUGGAGGCCAGGAAAUCUACCCAGGAAGCCUCAAAUAA
Messenger RNA from Rangifer tarandus platyrhynchus (Svalbard reindeer), 864 nucleotides. The record is from the annotation of a GenBank genome assembly. Lineage: Eukaryota; Metazoa; Chordata; Mammalia; Artiodactyla; Cervidae.